Molecule: messenger RNA, 877 nt
Organism: Bursaphelenchus xylophilus (pine wood nematode)
Lineage: Eukaryota; Metazoa; Nematoda; Chromadorea; Rhabditida; Aphelenchoididae
Source: the annotation of a GenBank genome assembly
AUGGAGAGCUCUGAUCCAGCUACUAAUCCAAGGAAGUAUCUUUCAAGCCCAGUGGGUUCAAGCUACUACUCGCAGGUUCAUCAUGAAAACACUUUUAAGAUGGAUCUGUUGAACAUGCUGAAUGAUCCAACGACGUCCGAUUUUGAUAUUGUGGUCAAUGAAAGAGUCUUCAAGGUGAGGAAAAGAGCUGGUUAGAGAGCUUAGACUAGUGUUUCCCGAAAGUGCUUAGGCUUUUGCAUUGUACCUAGUCAUGACUGCGCUUUUCGGAGAGUUCGUUCUGCAUUGUCCAUAGUCGUGAGGCGGUGCACCGUGUGCUCUCACUUAGCCACCAUUUGAAGAGAUGCAAUUUUUUUCCAGGUCCAUCGAGUGAUCCUACAAGCCCGUUCGAAGUAUUUUGCGGCCCUGUUUUCAUCGAAGAAUCGAGAAACGGAGACUGGACGGAUGGAGAUAAAAGAGAUGGAUGAAGAUCAAGUCUCCGUGGUCUUGCGGUUUAUUUAUGGUGCUAAGCUGCCAGACCCUUCGGUUGUGACCUUAGAAUUGUAUCAAAUUGCUGAUAUGUAUCGACUAAUCGAUCUGAAGGUAAGUUGCAUCCUGAUCAAUUUGACACGCCAUGAAAACUUUCUUUGUGACAUUGCGGUUUCAGUAUUACUGUAUAAACGUCCUUGCGUCCUCAUUAGACUCCACAAAUAUAAUUUGUUUUCUUCAACAUGCUGAACACUUCCAAGACGACCGUCUUAUGGAUGUUGGGGUGUGUUAUGUAACGAAAAAUCUUGACAGACUGUUGCGAACCGAAAUCGCGGAUCAAUUAUUGGAUUGGAAACAACUGGUUAAACGCAUUCUACACUAUCAAAACGAGAGAUUAAGCGCUGAAGCAUAA